Molecule: messenger RNA, 2806 nt
Organism: Loxodonta africana (African savanna elephant)
Lineage: Eukaryota; Metazoa; Chordata; Mammalia; Proboscidea; Elephantidae
Gene: DUS1L
Product: dihydrouridine synthase 1 like
Exons: 13
Coding region: 1253-2686 (477 amino acids)
Biological process (GO): tRNA processing
Molecular function (GO): tRNA dihydrouridine synthase activity; flavin adenine dinucleotide binding
Source: RefSeq, a predicted model, not a curated record
UAAACUUAGACAAACAGAGGGGCGUCUUGGAGGCUUUCGGCUCGCAAUUGUUUGCAACUCGAGCUCCAUUUGGGCUGCCAGGGAGUGGCCCCGACUCUGGCAUUGCAGCCCCUUGCGACAGUGGGGUUAGAGCAGUGAGCAGAAAUGGCACCAUUUGGGGCAGAGGGAAGACCUGGCUGGUUAGGCUGGGCGGUCACUUUGGUGAGGACAUUGGUGGCCUGGAUGAUUUCUCUGUGUAAUUUUACUGUUCUUGAAAAUGUCAGACUAGUAGUUGGACCUUAGUUAAGUAUUAAACAGGUGAAUCUACUUAGUAUUUCUAGAACAUGGGCAGUCUGCUCGGGGAGUAAGGUACGUGGAGUGAGUGUUCUCUCAAAGUAAUCCUUGCUCAGUCUGUUCUCUUAGUAUUUAAUUUUGUGUUCGGACCUUGGCCACUUGGUAUUAAGUCACUGAUACGGAAGGAUAGUUCCCGUGGGGCUUAGUGGCUGGACGCAGAAAAGAUAAGCCCAAGGAGAGUCUGCUUUGUCUCUACUUGGUGUGGGUCUAAGAGCCGUUCCUGUAAGGGAAGAGUGGGUGGAACAUUCUCAGGGCCUUCCUCACCCGCUGAGAUGGCCUCAGAGCGAGACCUUUGCUCCAUUUUUGAACGUAACCUCUUGACGCCCCAGAGAAGGGCAUGGAGUCCAGGCAGCCUGUGUGGUCCCACUGGCGGGCAGGGAGGGCAAGCCGAGCCCCAGACUCUAGGUGAUGUCACCACAGGGUGGUCCUGUAUGGUAGAGGUCCUGAGGGUCUCCUGGGUCACGGCUCCCCUUUGUCGUUCCAUCUCCAUGCGGGGCUUCAGCAAGGCUACUGCACCUGGUGCUGCUUUAACUCUCACCUCAGUCCUGCCAGGCAAACGUGUUCAAUUGCUAACACACGAGGGGCUGGGCCCAGAAGGUCAAGUGACUUGUCUGAGGCCACCAUUGGGAGGUGACGGCACUGGGGUUUCAGCUCUCAGGCCCACCCCUACUGACACGGUCCACCUUGUGGCCCAGCAGUAAUCCCACCAGUGGGCCUUGGAGUGACCUCAGAAAGAGCUGUCGUGCCCUCUGAGUCUAUUCUUAGGUGCCCACCGGGUCGGGUCCACACGGGGCUCUCAGGCAGGGCGGGGGGAGGGUGUGUCUGAGCCCCUGGUCCCAGUCUGCACCCCCUUUCUUCUGCACUCUAGGCUCUCUGUGGGCUGAGUGUCUAGUCCCUCCCCUCCUGCAGGGUGGAGACAAUGCCCAAACUGCAGGGCUUCGAGUUCUGGAGCCGUACCCUGGGGGGGGCCCGCCACGUGGUAGCCCCCAUGGUGGACCAGAGCGAGCUGGCCUGGAGGCUGCUGAGCCGCCGCCAUGGGGCACAGCUCUGCUAUACGCCCAUGCUGCACGCCCAGGUCUUCGUGCGUGAUGCCAACUACCGGAAGGAGAACCUGUACUGUGAGGUGUGCCCUGAGGACCGGCCCCUCAUUGUGCAGUUCUGUGCCAACGACCCGGAAGUGUUUGUGCAGGCGGCUCUCCUCGCUCAGGACUACUGUGAUGCCAUUGACCUGAACCUGGGCUGCCCGCAGAUGAUAGCCAAGAGGGGUCAUUAUGGCGCCUUUUUGCAGGAGGAGUGGGACCUGCUGCAGAGAAUGAUUCUGCUGGCCCACGAGAGGCUCUCUGUUCCAGUCACGUGCAAAAUCCGUGUCUUCCCAGAAAUUGACAAGACCGUGAGGUACGCCCAGAUGCUGGAGAAAGCUGGCUGCCAGCUGCUGACCGUGCACGGGCGCACCAAGGAGCAGAAGGGGCCCUUGCCGGGGCCUGCAUCCUGGGAGCAUAUCCGCGCUGUGCGGAAGGCUGUGAGCAUUCCAGUGUUUGCCAACGGGAACAUCCAGUGCCUGCGGGAUGUGGAACGCUGCCUGCAGGACACGGGGGCGCAGGGGGUCAUGAGUGCAGAGGGCAACCUGCACAACCCCGCCCUGUUCGAGGGCCGCAGCCCUGCCGUGUGGGAGCUGGCUGAGGAGUACCUGGUGUUGGUGCGGCAGCACCCCUGCCCACUAUCCUAUGUCCGCGCCCACCUCUUCAAGCUCUGGCACCACACGUUGCAGGUGCAUCAGCAGCUCCGUGAGGAACUCGCCAAGGCGAAGACCUUGGAGGAUGUGGCCACAGUGAGCCGGGCACUAAGGCUGCAGUGUCAGGAGGACAUGUCCAGGCAGAAGGAGGGGGAGAAGCCCUCGGGAGGUCUGCCGUUCUUCCACUGGAUCUGCCAGCCCUACGUCCGGCCCGGGCCCAGGGAGGGGAGCAAGCACAGCAGUGCUGGCAGCAAGCGGGCCCUAGAAGAGGAGGAGGAGGAGGGGGGUCGCCUUGAGGUCCUGUCCAAGAACAAACAGAAAAAGAAGCUGAGGAACCCCCACAAGACCUUCGACCCCUCGCUUAAGCCAAAAUACGCAAAGUGUGACCAGUGUGGAAACCCUAAGGGCAACAGGUGCGUCUUUAACCUGUGCCGGGGUUGCUGCAAGAAGAGAGCUUUCAAAGAGUCUGCAGAUUGCCCAGGUCACGGGCUGCUGUUCAAGACCAAACUGGAAAAGUCUCUGGCCUGGAAAGGGGACCAACCUAGGCUGCAGGAGCCACCCCCACCAGGACCUGGGGGACCGGGUGGCUUCCCUGAAGUUGUGGGCAGUGCUGUGGCCUGAGGCCAGCUGUAGCCUGGACAGGACUGCCAUUGAGGCUUGGACACAGCUCCCUAAGCACAUACCUUUACUCAGGGAUCUCCUGCUAUUUAACAUGGACGGGAGCAUGCCAGUCCACCCUCA